GGUAAGUUAAUGGCAUGCUUAACUGAAGUGAAACUGUCCUCUCAGCAGCCUGCUGUAGUCAUUGAUUAGACUCCAGACAACCUUUGAAACCAGCAGGGCAGGCUGUGGGCGUGUGUAGCUGAUGAUUACAAAUGGCUGGUGGUGGAGUUUUUGGAAGUGAAUGAAUUGGCUGCAGCAGAACGGAGUAUUUACACAGGCCACUUGUGACUGUAACAGUGACAGAUAUCCAUGGCUGCAGCAGUGUCCAGCCCUCUGACCACUCAUGUGCUGAACACAGGAGAUGGCAUCCCAGCAUCCAAGAUGGCUGUCACUCUGCAUCGACUCGACUCUGAACUGAAGAUCUGGAACAUGCUGGGAGUCGGGACAACGAAUGAAGAUGGCCGCUGCUCAGGACUCAUCAGCCAAGAAGCUUUCACCUCUGGCAUGUACAAGCUGCGCUUUGAGACUGGUUCAUACUGGGAGAGUCGCGGCCAGACCUCCUUCUUCCCCUAUGUAGAGGUUGUGUUCACCAUCACAGACCCUGGGCAGAGAUUCCACCUUCCUCUGCUUAUGAGUCAGUUUUCCUACAGCACCUACAGAGGAAGCUGAGGGCUUCAUGUCACCAAUUUGUAUUGAAAAGCUCAUGUGUUUGACACUAAUCGGGAAUAUAUAGUCUCUAUCACAUCUGCUGCAGUCAGAAACAAAAGAAGACAUUUACCAUUUCAGUAAGAAACCUUGAUGAGGUCUGGAAUUACAAAAACUACAGCAACAAAUUCAAAGCAAACCUAUGGGAUUGCAGAGAGAAUUUCAUGUUUUUCAUAUAGCAAUAGUUUCAGUAGAAAAACAACUCAGAUUUAUUUAUUUGUAUUGCAUCAUCAUGAGUAUUAAAAGCAUAGUAAUACUAAUAAUACAGUACAAAUUAUUAGUUGAUCGCAUUGUUCUACCUCUACCCUUCUUUUGAGUUUUCAUGACUUAAUUUUUUUAAAGCAAAAAUAAAUACAUUUUAUUUCCAGCUA
Molecule: messenger RNA, 995 nt
Organism: Solea senegalensis (Senegalese sole)
Lineage: Eukaryota; Metazoa; Chordata; Actinopteri; Pleuronectiformes; Soleidae
Product: 5-hydroxyisourate hydrolase-like
Exons: 4
Coding region: 229-588 (119 amino acids)
Biological process (GO): purine nucleobase metabolic process
Molecular function (GO): hydroxyisourate hydrolase activity
Source: RefSeq, a predicted model, not a curated record